Messenger RNA from Papilio xuthus (Asian swallowtail), 762 nucleotides. RefSeq lists its product as uncharacterized. Bases 43 to 675 code for a protein of 210 amino acids. Lineage: Eukaryota; Metazoa; Arthropoda; Insecta; Lepidoptera; Papilionidae. The record is from RefSeq and is a predicted model, not a curated record. The transcript is spliced from 17 exons.
UUUUAUAUAUCACAUUCGUGGUCGGUUUUCAAAAAGACCACGAUGAAAUUAAUAAUAUUGUUCUGUGUUUUACUACCUCUGAUCUACGGACAGGGACUCCAAGAGGACCCUCCAGAUGAUGUUGGAUCGCGUCGGGGAAAACGUUCACCACAAGGACUCUUGGAUAACACAGAAAUUCGUGUAAACGGUUUUCAAGAGGACCCCCCAGAUGAUGUUGGAUCGCGUCGGGGAAAACGAUCACCACAAGGACUUUUGGAUAACACAGAAAUUCGUGUAAAUGGACUCCAAGAGGACCCUCCAGAUGAUGUUGGAUCGCGUCGGGGAAAACGGUCACCACAUGGUUUUCAAGAGGACCCUCCAGAUGAUGUUGGAUCGCGUCGGGGAAAACGAUCACCACAAGGCCUCUUGGAUAACACAGAAAUUCGUGUAAACGAAAUCUUCGAUGAUAAAGUGGAUGGUGUUGAAUUUGAAAACCGCGGAAAACGUUCACCCGAGCUUUUCGACAACAAUAACAAUGGCGUUGAAUUUGAAUCCAUUCCCAGAGCAGCUGGUUUGAUUAGAAGGGCAAGAUGUGCUAAUCCACCACCAUCAGCUUUAAAACAAGGUAGAAGAGAACAUGACCCUAUCGAAUUAUCAGCCGUCACUUUUAUCCCACCACCGUACCCGUUAUUUUAAACCGGACUUAAACCCAGAUUAACGAUGGAAGACACAGAUUGAAUCAUUUUUAACUGUUAAUAAAUAAAGCAAUUUACGCAUAUAAAA